GGCGAGUCCGGUCUCAAAAUGGAGGGCCAUGAUCCAAAGGAACCAGAACAGUUGAGGAAGCUGUUUAUUGGUGGUCUGAGCUUUGAAACCACAGAUGAUAGCUUAAGAGAACAUUUUGAGAAAUGGGGCACACUCACAGACUGUGUGGUAAUGAGAGACCCCCAAACAAAACGUUCCAGGGGCUUUGGUUUUGUGACCUACUCUUGUGUUGAAGAGGUGGAUGCUGCAAUGUGUGCUCGGCCACACAAGGUUGAUGGGCGUGUGGUGGAACCAAAGAGAGCCGUUUCUAGAGAGGAUUCUGUAAAGCCUGGUGCCCAUUUAACAGUGAAGAAAAUUUUUGUUGGUGGUAUUAAAGAAGACACAGAAGAAUAUAAUCUGAGAGACUACUUUGAAAAGUAUGGCAAGAUUGAAACCAUAGAAGUUAUGGAAGACAGGCAGAGUGGAAAAAAGAGAGGAUUUGCUUUUGUAACUUUUGAUGAUCAUGACACCGUUGAUAAAAUUGUUGUUCAGAAAUACCACACUAUUAAUGGGCAUAAUUGUGAGGUGAAAAAGGCUCUUUCUAAACAAGAGAUGCAGUCUGCUGGAUCACAGAGAGGUCGUGGAGGUGGAUCUGGUAACUUUAUGGGUCGUGGAGGAAACUUUGGAGGUGGUGGAGGUAAUUUUGGUCGUGGUGGAAACUUUGGUGGAAGAGGAGGCUAUGGUGGUGGAGGUGGUGGCAGCAGAGGUAGUUAUGGAGGUGGUGAUGGUGGAUAUAAUGGAUUUGGAGGUGAUGGUGGCAACUAUGGUGGCGGUCCUGGUUACAGUAGUAGAGGAGGCUAUGGUGGUGGUGGACCAGGAUAUGGAAACCAGGGUGGUGGAUAUGGUGGUGGUGGAGGAGGAUAUGAUGGUUACAAUGAAGGAGGAAAUUUUGGUGGAGGUAACUAUGGUGGUGGUGGUAACUAUAAUGACUUUGGAAAUUAUAGUGGACAACAGCAAUCAAAUUAUGGACCCAUGAAAGGGGGCAGUUUUGGUGGAAGAAGCUCAGGCAGUCCCUAUGGUGGUGGCUAUGGAUCUGGUGGUGGAAGUGGUGGAUAUGGUAGCAGAAGGUUUUAAAAAAAUACAGCAGAAAAGGGUGAAUGAGAACCCUACUUGCCUAAAUGAGGAAUGUCUUUCCUACCAUCUUAAAUACGAAGGUUUCUGGCUGGGUAAGGUUUGUAGCUCACAGUAAAACCUGAUGACACCAUUUGGUUUUCCUAUAAAUGCCACAGGUUGAAUGAAAUAUUACCCCUAUUAGUAGGUACACUGGCAGAAUUGUCAAGGUGUUUUGUGGGGGGGGGGUACCCUACUGAACAAGUUGUAAGACUUCAGACCGUUAACAUUCUGCAGUGAGCCAGAUGUGGCCUCUCUGUGUGUACAAUUCACCAUUAGUAUCUGGUAAAAUCAGUUUUCCAUAAAGGAAAAAGUUAGUGUUGGCUUUCAGAAAAUAAUUUUGGAGUAUAUAUAGCUUCCAAAAGCUGCUAGUUGCCACCCUAGGGAAAACGGGAGCUUUCACAAUUGCCAGAAUAUUUGUCUUCCUCAGUUCUCAUUUAUGUGGACCAGUUUUUAGGUGGUGUCUGUCCCUUCCAUUCCUAAACACACAGGGUCUCACUGUUGUCCUGGCCUAGAACUCCAUCCACCUGCCUGUGUCCCAAAUGCGGGGAUGGUGAAAGGGUGGUGCCUAAUUGUUGCUCAUUCCUUCAAAAACAAAACCCAAAGAACAGUUGAGUUCUAUUCAAAUAAGUUGCUGAUUGCUCAUAAGGGCUAUUUUUUGCUGCCUUCACAGGGCCUUGAAAAUUGCUUAAUUCAGGUUACUUUCUAAUAUUUUCAGAGGACAAGUUUGCAAAACACUGGUUAGUUAGAGAUCUUGUUUACCACACAGGGAUGCCCUACAUCAGGUUUGCUUGGCAUUUCAAUGACUCAAUUUACACAAACCAUAAUUACUAAUGAAAGUGGCAAUCUUUCAAUGGUUCUUACAGACUUGGAGAAACAUUUUUAAAUAGGCAUUCCAUUUCCUUUCUGAAAUAAAAUUGUUCUACUUAAUGUUGUUUCACUGUCAUUUCUGCAAAAACAUUUUACAUACAAAAGGUGGACGUACAAAACAGGAAACAAUUGAGGGUGGCUUUGAUUUUUGUUUUAACUAGGAUACUGCUCCCAGUUUACAUGUCUAAAAGCUGCAUUCACACAUGUCUAUAAAGAAGAAGGGGCCGUGCUAAAAAUCUGGAAAGGGCUAAAGAGAAAUGGCCUUGGUUUUCAAGGGUUAUAUUGUGUUGCAAUUUAAAACAGGCCUAAUGACAGUAACUGGCAUGUUAAGGUGAUAAGCAUGGGGAUAAUAUGCAGGGUGCUGAGAGGACUGGUAUAGCCUAUUCAAGUUUUAAUGUGUUCCUUUUCUUAUGACAGCAGAGGUGGUCUGUACAGGAUUCGAUUGUUUCCUUUGUAGUAUGAUGAAAUGUUACAGAGAGAUGACUUUUUCAUUAAAAUAUUUUUAGAAAUGUG
Molecule: messenger RNA, 2511 nt
Organism: Mesocricetus auratus (golden hamster)
Lineage: Eukaryota; Metazoa; Chordata; Mammalia; Rodentia; Cricetidae
Gene: Hnrnpa3
Product: heterogeneous nuclear ribonucleoprotein A3
Exons: 11
Coding region: 19-1092 (357 amino acids)
Molecular function (GO): RNA binding
Source: RefSeq, a predicted model, not a curated record